Diceros bicornis minor is the source of this 1815-nucleotide messenger RNA. RefSeq names its product early growth response 4 (gene EGR4). The coding region runs from base 189 to 1643 and encodes 484 amino acids. NCBI's taxonomy places the organism in Eukaryota, Metazoa, Chordata, Mammalia, Perissodactyla, Rhinocerotidae. Gene Ontology annotation, biological process: regulation of transcription by RNA polymerase II. The transcript is spliced from 2 exons. The record is from RefSeq and is a predicted model, not a curated record. Gene Ontology annotation, molecular function: RNA polymerase II cis-regulatory region sequence-specific DNA binding; DNA-binding transcription factor activity, RNA polymerase II-specific.
GGCUAGUCCCAGCGAGCAAGGGCUCCUCGGCCCCCCCACCCCUUUCCCAGAGGUGAGCGCCUGGAGCCAGGAGCCCGGACGCCUGGUUCUACGAGGCGCGGGGCGCCCAGCUGCCGGCCUCCCCGCUACCUGCGCGUCCCCAAGCCCAGCGGGCGAGGCCCCCGGCGCCCCGCAUCUGCUACCGCGCCAUGCUCCACCUUAGCGAGUUUUCCAGCCCCGACGCGCUCCUGGUCAAGUCCACCGAGGGCUCUUGCUCCGAACCCAGCGCCGAACUGCCCCGGCUUCCCGCUAGAGACGCGCCCGCGGCCGCCGGCUACCCCGGAGCAGGCGACUUCUUGAGCUGGGCUUUGAGCAGCUGCGGCGCCGGGGGGGACUUAGCCGACUCCUGCUUCCUGGAGGGGCCUGCGCCCACGCCCCCUCCCAGCCUCAGCUACAGCGGUAGCUUCUUCAUCCAGGCGGUACCCGAACACCCGCACGACCCGGAGGCACUCUUCAACCUCAUGUCGGGCAUCCUGGGCCUGGCACCUUUCCCUGGCCCUGAGGCGGCAGCAUCCCGGUCUCCUUUGGACGCCUCAUUUCCCACAGGCCCCGACGCUUUCCUGCCGGGUCCGCCAGACCUUUACUCUCCGGAUCUGGGCGCUGCCGCCUUCCCAGAGGCGUUCUGGGAGACCUCCCCUUCGGUGGGCGCCCCUUCACAGUGCCUCUAUGAACCUCAGCUCUCCCCACCCGACGUCAAGCCAGGCCUCCGGGCUCCUCCGGCCUCUCCAGCGCUGGACACUGCCUCGGCCUUCAAAGGUCCCUACGCCCCCUGGGAGCUACUCUCAGCCGGGGCUCCAGGGAGCUGUGGGUCACAGGGAGGCUUCCAGGCCGCCCCCGAGGCCCGUUUCCCCCCGAUGGGGGCCAAGAUCGAAGACCUGCUAUCCAUCAGCUGCCCCGCGGAGCUGCCGGCCGGGCCAGCCAACAGACUCUACCCCACGGGGGCCUACGACGCUUUUCCGUUGGCCCCGGGUGACUUAGGGGAAGGGGCCGAGGGCCUCCCGGGGCUCCUGACCCCUCCCAGUGGGGAGGGAGGGAGUAGCGGCGACGGCGGAGAGUUUCUGGCCGGUACGCAACCUCAGCUUUCCCCGCUGGGCCUCCGCAGCGCCGCGGCAGACUUCCCGAAACCUCUGGUGGCGGACAUCGCUGGGAGCAGUGGCGUGCCUGAACCUCCUGGGCCGCCGCCGCCUGCCCCAUUCCCCCCAGCCAAGGCGCGGCGCAAGGGGCGCCGGGGCGGCAAGUGCAGCGCACGCUGCUUCUGCCCGCGGCCACACGCCAAGGCCUUUGCUUGCCCGGUGGAGAGCUGUGUGCGCAGCUUUGCGCGCUCCGACGAGCUCAAUCGCCACCUGCGCAUCCACACAGGCCACAAGCCCUUCCAGUGCCGCAUCUGCCUCCGCAACUUCAGCCGCAGCGACCACCUUACCACACACGUGCGCACCCACACGGGCGAGAAGCCCUUUGCCUGCGACGUGUGCGGCCGCCGCUUCGCGCGCAGCGAUGAGAAGAAACGGCACAGCAAGGUGCACCUCAAGCAGAAGGCACGCGCCGAGGAGCGGCUCAAGGGCCUUGGCUUUUACUCGUUGGGCCUCUCCUUCGCCGCCCUGUGAAGGGUAAAUGCGUUUGUAGAUUGGGGCGCCGCCGCCGGGCGCGCACGAGAAGACCUGGCCCGCCCCCUCCUCUCCGCUCCUCUUCUCCGCACGCCCCGGGGCGGGCCUCUGGUCCUGCUUCCAGUUUCUUUGAAGAGCCCGCCGCACACGCCCCGUUCAGCACCAGCUCCGU